This is a messenger RNA of Mytilus trossulus (common blue mussel), 1745 nucleotides long. Its product is annotated as glycoprotein 3-alpha-L-fucosyltransferase A-like. Gene Ontology annotation, cellular component: membrane. Gene Ontology annotation, molecular function: fucosyltransferase activity. Bases 82 to 1422 code for a protein of 446 amino acids. The record is from RefSeq and is a predicted model, not a curated record. The transcript is spliced from 2 exons. Lineage: Eukaryota; Metazoa; Mollusca; Bivalvia; Mytilida; Mytilidae.
AACUAUAACCAUGUAUUCUUAUACAAUAUUCUUAGUACUCCCAUUUCAAACUAAUCUUUGGAAAUAUAUGUACAAAUCAACAUGCAUCCAAAAGAUGGUGUGAACUCAAUUUUAACCAUGGGAAACUUGACAAAAUCAAAACCUUUCCAAAGAGUGAUUACAUUUGUAUUUACUGCUAUUUUGAUAACUGUUGGAUUAUCUGUGAUAUUAGAUUCACUGAGAAUAAAAUUCCAGAAAGAAGUUAAUUUAAAUAAAUCUGAGGAUGCCAGCUAUGAUGGGCUGAUACUGCACAAUUCUAGUAGUGACAAUUAUGACAAGUCAGGCAUGCCAUACAAUGUUACUGAUCUGUUACCUCAAAAAAGAAUAAGGAGCCCAAGGUUUGAACCAGUUGAUGACAGAAUCCAUUUACAGAUUAGUCAUGUACCUAAGUCAUAUCAGUAUGCUUUAGACAACAAGAUUGAUGUACCAAUGAAACUGCUUUAUUUUCAUGGAAGUGAAAGACAAUGGUAUUUAAAGGAAGGACAGACAUACUUCUUGAAGGAGAAGUGUCCAGUUAAUCGUUGCCUAGUGACAUAUAAACAGUCUGAAGGAAGAACUGCUGACGCUGUGGUAUUUUUAAAUCCUUUCACACUACCAUCGAACCCACCAUGGCCUAGGAGGUCUGUAGAUCAGAUCUGGGCAAUGUAUUCACUAGAAGCUCCACAUAACACUAACUCUGCUUCAGGGUAUAGAAACUACUUUAACUGGACAAUGACAUACAGAAGGGAUUCCACCAUAACUACACCUUACUUUAAAUUUCUAUAUUACAAACAGCCCUUACCUAAAGAAACAAUUGAAACUAACUUAGCCACAGGUAAAACAAAGAAAGUAGCAUGGAUGGUUUCUAACUGUAACUUAGUAAGAAGUGGACGUAUGACGUAUGCUAGACAAUUAGCCAAAUAUAUCAAUAUAGAUAUCUAUGGAGCAUGUGGAAAUAAAUCGUGCCGGAAAAGUGAUCCAAAGAAAUGUUAUACGAUGAUCAAACAAAACUACAAAUUCUAUCUUGCUUUUGAAAAUUCCAAAUGUUUAGGAUAUUACACAGAAAAGUUCUCACAGAAUGCUCUUCGAAACAACGCCAUACCAGUUGUUCUUGGAGUGUCACGUGCUGAAAUCAAAGCAGCAGCACCCCCUGGAUCCUAUAUUCACGUGGAGGAUUUCGAUUCACCGAAACAAUUAGCAGAUUAUUUGCAUCGUAUAGAUAAAGAUGACAAUUUAUUUAAUGAAUAUUUCCGAUGGAAACGUUAUGGUAAAAUGACCAAUACAAAAACAUGGUGUAGACUUUGUUCCAUGCUGCAUGAAAAGUCCUUGCCACCCGUUACACAAACAGAUAUUGACACAUGGAGGAGUAAAUCGUGUAUUGGAGCCAGGAAGUGGGGCUACUAGUUAUUUAAAGGCAUAAAGGAUAUAAAUGCCGAUCCUUGGUUCUUAGGGAUAUAUCCUAUUAUUGUGUUUACGUAGAGUAAAAAUCAUAUGGAAAUUAAGCGGAUUUUUCUAUCCCCUUUCUGGUUUGAAGAGUCAUAGAUGGAGUAUAUUUUAUUAUAUAAAACCUCCAGAUAAAGCAGUACUGCAAAAAAAAAAAGAGAGAUAGUUUAGGUCUUUUUGGACACAACACUUGCAGAACUCCAUAAACAUUGUCAGCAUUUUAGUUGAAGGGAUGUGCAUCAAUUAGAAGUGCUCAAAUGAUUAAUAAAAUACUUUAAAUAGAA